This is a messenger RNA of Camelina sativa (false flax), 1917 nucleotides long. The record is from RefSeq and is a predicted model, not a curated record. Lineage: Eukaryota; Viridiplantae; Streptophyta; Magnoliopsida; Brassicales; Brassicaceae.
AUGCACAGAUACACACAUACGUAAAAAACUUUAGUAAAUUACAAAUUAAAUCAUUUGAGCAACUUUGAAAUUAAGAAAAGCAACUUUGAAUUGUUUUCACACCUUAUUAUACCUUUCUCUUGCUUUCUUGCACCAAAAGCUGUUCAACAGUAACCUCUCACACACCACUUCUUCUUCUUCUUCAAAUCAUGCUCCUCCUCCGUUCUCACUCUUCUCUCUCUAAAUCUCUCCCAUGGGUUAUCUCUCUUCUUGCAACUGCGAAUCCGCCGUUGCGAUCUGUGAUUCCUACAACUGGAACCCUCGUCGACGAUCGAAACGUCAUCAUCCUCCAAAAAUCCGAAUUUUCAGCUACGACGAACUCGCUGCUGCUACAAACGGCUUCUCCGCCGGAAACUUCCUAGGAAAAGGAAGCCACGGCAGAGUUUACAAAGCCGUUCUUGACAACGGAAAGCUUCUCACUGCCGUCAAGAGAACAAUCCUCACCACAACCACAACAACCGGCGGUCACAAUAGUACUAACAACGUGAAUCAAGCGGACAACGAGAUCGAGAUCCUAACACGAGUUCGUCACCGUUGGAUGGUCAACUUAAUCGGUUACUGCGUUGACCACCGGAGAAAAACGAAACUCUUAGUCGUCGAUUACAUGCCUAACGGUACACUUUACGAUCAGUUACAUUCUCGUUGUUCGUUACAUCCACCGCUCAGUUGGAACCGGAGAACCAAACACGCGCUCCAGAUCGCGUCUGUACUCCACGCUCUUCACGCCGCGGAGACUCCAGUGAUCCACCGCGACAUUAAAUCGUCGAACAUCCUCAUCGACGGCGACGGUAACGCUAGGUUAGCAGAUUUCGGAUUAGCCUUGAUCGGAAACGUCGACGACGAGCGCUUGAAAUGUACACCGCCGGCGGGAACGCUGGGGUAUUUAGAUCCGUCGUAUUUAGUUCCGGCGGAUCUAACGGCGAAGACCGAUGUUUUCAGCUUUGGGAUAUUGUUGUUGGAGAUGAUCAGCGGUAGAGAAGCCAUUGAUUUGAGUUAUAGUCCGUCGUGUAUCGUUGAUUGGGCGGUUCCGUUGAUAAAACGCGGCGAGUUCGCCGCGGUUUGUGAUCCGAAGAUUAAGAACCGUCCUUACUCCGCCGUGAUUCGGAAACUUGCGGUGUUGGCUGCGAGGUGUGUUAGAUCGACGGCGAAGAAGCGUCCCGAUAUGUUAGAGGUUGUGGAGUGUUUGAAAACGGUGAGGAAGCUAUCUCAGGCUUCUCCGUCGUGGAAUCGUCUGCGGCGGGGGAGUGAAGAAAUAUCGGAAAACGUUUUCGCGGUUGAGGAAGAAAUGAAGGAAGAGAUCCAUGUGAGGAUCGUGAGAGGAGGAAGCAGCAGGAAGAACCGUAAGGAUAGUAAUGUAUUACACGAGAGAAUAGUUUCGGAGGAGGAGACGUUGCUUUCUCCGCCGCCGCAGCUUCGUCGUCGGAAUUUUGUACUGAGGUCGAGAUCAGUGGGAGCGAAAGUUGGACCUGAUCCAAACGAAGACAUUGGAGAUAACGAGACGGUGGCGACACUCAGAGUUCUUAUCGAGGAAGAAAGACCGGUGACGACGAUGGCGGCGGCGGAGAUGAGGCUGCGCAAGUCGAGGUCGGUGGGGAUUGUACGUAGUAACAAAACGGCGUCGCGGAAGAGAUAUUAAAUGUGUUUUUUUUUUUAAAAAAGUCAGCUAUAUUGUUUGACCGUUGCCUGAAUUUUUUUUUUUUCACAAAUCAAUUAUAUUGAUAUAAAAAAAGUGUUUACAAAAUACACAAACAUUCCCAUACAACCAUUGUACGCAAAUAUAUGAAAUUGAUCCAAUUUUAGUGAAGAAGUGGAACUAACCCUGCUGUUAUUUAGUCUUAUAGAUAACAGAUAAAAUCUCUGAAGUCCCCUUUCACACAC